AUGAACGCGGAGAGCAAUAAUGUCACAUAUAAUCUGAGGAGGAGGAUACGAAGGACAGACGUCGAGUGCAAGUCCAACGAUGAUUCAAUGUUUGCGGCACAAACAUAUUUAUCUGUUGAUCAGAAGACUGACUGCGGUUCAAUGUCCAUGAUGGAAGACAAACAGUACUGGUGUGAGCAAUGGGUCCUGGCUCACCGUGAAGGCAAUGUUCCUGAAGAAAAAAAAUAUGUCGCUAAAAAAUGUGUUGUUACCAAUAAUUCAGAUGACACAGAGUCGUUUAAGUCUAGCUUGGAUUUAAAUAACUUGAAAGAGUUCAAGAAGCAACAACCUAGAAAAAAGAAAUUGGAUUUGGAUCGAGUAAAAAUGAGUUACUGUUGUGGAUGGGUUGAAUGCAAUCAUGAAUCAACUGAUAUAAAAAAAUAUCUUCAACAUGUUGCUGAGCAUGUUGAUUAUUUAUGGACUGAAGAAUGGCAGGGCAAUAAAGAAAAAUGGUUUACAUGUUCAUGGAAUAACUGUACGUUCCAAUCAAACUGCGAGGUGAAAUCUACAACUCAUGUAAAUUUCCAUGCAUAUCACACACGGCUUAAAUGUGUCGGCUUGGCUGUUUUAAAUCUCUGUGAAAUACCUGGAUGUAAGUUGAAUGGUGAUGGUGCUAACAUCUUACCAGAUUUACCAAGUGAAUUUGAAUGUAAUUGGAAAAAUUGUAAUGAUCGAUUUGAAUGUAUGCAAUACUAUGCAUAUCAUGUGGCUCAGCAUUUAGAUUUUUUAAAAUUCAACAAUUCUAACUUCAUCUGCCCAUGGACAGAUUGUACUUUACAAUUUACUGCGCGUUACAGAUUAGUUGACCAUAUAAAAAGCCACACUCAAGAAAAAACAUGUGCUUGUCCUAACUGUGGUAUUAUGUUUUCCACUUACACUAAACUGAAAGAUCACUGUAGACAAUCAAAUAAAGACAAAAGCAAUCAGUGUAAAUUUUGUAAAAAAACAUUUUCAUGUGAACGACUUCUAAAACAGCAUGUUCGCCUUCAUAUAAAUUAUUAUAAAUGUCAUCAAUGUGAUGCAUCAUUUUCUAGAGCAACACAACUAUCCACUCAUAUACGUUACCGUCACUUAGAUAUAAAACCCUUUGGAUGUCAUUUAUGUAAAUCCAAGUUUGUGCGCAAAGUAGAUCUUACUACACACUUACGAAAACAUGCGCCAGGCCCGCUAUUCAAAUGUUCAAAGGACGGCUGUGAUUUUUCAUGUCGAAGCGAGUACACAAUGCGAAAACAUAUAGGAGUAGAACAUUACAAUGCAGAAGAACUGUAUAAAUAUUAUUGUCAUAUAUGUGGUGAUUUGUUCCUAAGAGGUUCAUUUCUGACAAAACAUUUAAAAACUGAUCAUAACUUCCAUAAACCAGCUGGCUUGAAACGUUUCAGGUACAUUGAAGACGACGACGGGUAUUAUAAACUUCAAACGUCAAGAUAUGAAUGUCUAGACAUACAAGAACAAAAGAAAGUUAAAUUGAUCAAUCCCAACAAAGUGGUUGUUAGGAAAAAAAGUCAAACUACUUGCAAUGAUAAGCAAACAAUAGAAUUUGUUGUUGAUAUUUUAUCAUGUACAAGUGAUGAUGAGGACAAUGAUAAUAUUGAGUAA
Messenger RNA from Macrosiphum euphorbiae (potato aphid), 1635 nucleotides. The record is from the annotation of a GenBank genome assembly. NCBI's taxonomy places the organism in Eukaryota, Metazoa, Arthropoda, Insecta, Hemiptera, Aphididae.